Closterium sp. NIES-65 is the source of this 1617-nucleotide messenger RNA. The record is from the annotation of a GenBank genome assembly. Lineage: Eukaryota; Viridiplantae; Streptophyta; Zygnematophyceae; Desmidiales; Closteriaceae.
AUGGCUACUAACCAUGAGUGUCCAGUGCUGGAAGCGAGCAUGGCUGCUUUCGAUCUCUCACAGCCCGCAGCUGCUGAAGAUUCUCACCAGAGUCUAGACGUGGUUGAUCUGCUGCCCGGCCCCAUCUGGCACAUCAUCUUCCGCCACCUGCUGCUGCCACCCACUGAUUCCGCUCAAGAGCAAAAGCAGGACGACUCUGAUGAGGAAUUGUCAUCUCGGGGAGCAGCAGACAGCAGGUUGUGUGAGCUGAUCGGUCUGCACCAACGGGCUGAUCCGUUAGAAGGAGCAGGCAGCUGUUCAUGGUUGAGCACCAGUCAACUUUCCGAGCGCGAGAAGCACAAGGAGUACGCACGACGCUUCGGCCCCUCCUGGCCUCUACUGCGCUGUGCCAUGGCCAGCAAGAGGCUCCUCCACCAUGUCAUGUCCCUCUCCGUGAGUCAUCAUCAUGUGCUUCCCCCUUUCCCCUUCCAGCCAUCUGCUUCUUUACCACCGUGUCACCUCCUUGUCUGCGGGUCUUUCCCAUAUCUAAUGCAACCCCACCCGCGAACCGAUUCCGCUUUUCUCGAGGGAUUUGGGCAGCUGCAGCAGCUGAAGCUCGGUCUUGGAAACUGGGAACUAGGCAGUGUGAAUGCAGCGUGGUUCAAGGCACUGAGGAGUCUUACCAUCGAGCACUCAGACAGCAAGCGCUGUAAUCUAGGAUUUCUGUCUUCAAUCACACCGCAGCUUCAUGAGUUCUCUCUCUCCUCCUCCUCCUUCCGUCACUUCUGCAGCCUCAAGCUCGAGUUUCUUUCUGCCCGAGUUAUCACAGUCAGAUUUGAGGAGCAGGAGCUGGAUGUUUGCUUCUCCCUCACGCCCUCCUUGAAGGCAUUUUUGGUCUCAGCAUUGGAGCUAAAUGUCGAGUGCAACUCCGACAACCCACUUUCUCUCGACUCUCUUACCCUGAUUGCUCGCAGACACCUUGUCGUGUCGUCGCUCCCACUAGCUUCUGCUAAGAAUGUCUAUCUGAACGGACCAACCAGCCUCGUGGAGCCCAGCGCGCCAUUGGAUGAGCUUUACAACGUCCCUUCCAUCUCUCAACGCUCGCUGACCGCCUCUCAGCUUUCAUUGACGCAGCUACUGAGCAGCAUAGCGCCAACAGUGGAGACGCUUGUUGUGAGGCAUGGCUCGCCUCUAGAGGAGGUGUGCGCGGAAUGGAGCUGCCUGCGCUGCCUUGCCAUUGGUGCAAACGGCACGGGCAUCGGGUUCAAAUUCAUGAUCACAGUGGAAGAUGAUGGGUCUCUUGAUUACUGGAUGGGGAUCUUUAGCCCAGAAGGUGGGAGCAGCAGCAGCAGCAGCGGGCAUGAAGGCAUUCGCCCUCCCGUUAUAAAUGCUCCAAAGCUGGAAUCCAUUUUCUUUGCAACCCGACAGUGGCAGCCCGAGACGCUGGCUUCUCUGCGCAGUGAUUUCCCGUCGCUGACAUUCUACUGCAUUGUUGACCGGUCGUUUUGGUGGGAGGGGAAGGGGAAGAACCGGGGUAAUGAGCCCGUGGUGCAGUUGAGGCCAAAUCAUCCCACACACAUGAUGAACAAGGCGACCUGUGUGGAUGAUCAGAUCAUGCAAUUCCUUCAAGUACUCUGA